UAAUCUGAUAAUAUUGUUGAAAAACAUAUAUAUAUAUGUACUUGGGAGGAUAAACAGAUGAAUUACAAGAAAGUGACACGUGGAACUGCUGUGUAAAACAAUAAAGUGACAAUAAGUCUGAGCGCGUCGACCAGGCGCCAUGUACGGAAAACUUUUAUUUCUCUCCGCCCUGGCACUCGCCCAAGGUAACAUCUUACCCAACCCGAAUGCUGUGGAAGAAUGUGACGAGUGUCCCCCAGAUAUACACUGGCUGUUACCCCACGAGUACGACUGUACGUUGUUUUACUACUGCGAGUAUGGACUUAAGUGGACAGAGCCAAGACAGUGUGCUCCUGGCACGGAAUUCUCUUACGCUUUACAAGUGUGUGUACAUCCGUCGUUAGCAAACUGCGAUUUGCCGGGACCACCAACUGAUGCGGCAAACUCAAGUACCACUGCCAAUCCCGACCCAACUGUCAAUCCCGACUCAACUGUCACCUCAAACCCAACCAUCAACCCAGAUUCAACACCCAACCCGGGAUCAACCACAGAGGAACCAUACGAGAAUGGAACACUCCCAAACGGUUGCCCGUCCGACUUCGACGUUCAUCAACUUUUACCGCACGAGAGUAACUGCAGCAAGUUCUACUACUGCGCAUUCGGGGAGUUAGUCGAGAGAGAUUGUCCUCGAGGUACCCACUUCAACCCAACACUGCAAGUUUGCGAUUGGCCCGGAUCUGCAGGUUGUGAGAACACAAGCUCUGAAGAGGUUGAAGGUAGCGGUGAUCCUGACAUAGAUUCUGGUGAGGAUCUACCUAAUGAAUGUCCUGACGACUUCGAUGUGCACCUUCUACUGCCUCACGAGACGGACUGCGACAAAUUCUACUAUUGUGUGUUCGGUGAGAAGGUCGUAAGAGACUGCGCUCCAGGGACACAUUUCAGUGCAUCACUGCAGGUUUGCGUGUGGCCCGCAAUAGCUGGAUGCGAAAACAUCACCACGACUACUUCACCGUCUCCCGACCUGUCGACCACACAGGAGCCGUGUGACGAAGAUGAAAGAUUACCGAACGGCUGCCCACUCUGUCCCGACGUCCACUUGCUUCUCCCUUCGCCUAAUUGUAGUCAAUUCUACCAGUGCGUCUUUGGUGAACUAGUGGAGAGAGAUUGCCCAAGAGGUCUCCACUUCAAUCCUGUUUUACAGGUUUGUGACUAUCCUGCAAAUGCUGGAUGCGAACCAAUCAGACCUCCCUGCACUCCUGGAGGUGGUGGCUGCGGGAGCAACACUACCACUCCGGAACCAACGACUACCACUACCACUCUCGAACCAAUAACUACCACUACCACUCCCGAACCAACGACUACCACUACCACUCCCGAGCCAACAACUACCACUACCACUCCCGAACCAACGACUACCACUACCACUCCCGAACCAACGACUACCACUACCACACGUACAACAACUACUACCAGUGCCCCUAGUAGUACUUCUACUACCACUACUGAAGCUCCCCCUGCCGAAACAACCACAGUUGAAAGCUCGUCAACCACGGACGACUGUGAUACCGAACCACCUUGUGAUGAGGAUGCAAGGCUACCAAACGGAUGUCCAGUGUGUCCCGACAUUUCCUUACUCCUGCCUGCUGCCAACUGCAGUCAAUUCUACUACUGCGUGUUCGGAGAGAAAGAGAUAACUGACUGUCCAGGAGGACUUCACUUCAACCCUGUCUUGCAGGUUUGUGACCAACCACAAAACGCCGGAUGUGAAUCGCUCCCCGUCAGACCACCCUGCACACCUGGAGGUGGAGGCUGUGGAAGCAACAGUACCACCACUACUACUACCACUCCCGAGCCAACGACUACCACUACCACUCCUGAGCCAACAACUACCACUACCACUCCCGAGCCAACGACUACCACUACCACUCCCGAGCCAACAACUACCACUACCACUACCACUCCUGAGCCAACAACUACCACUACCACUCCCGAACCAACGACUACCACUACCACUACCACUCCCGAACCAACGACUACCACUACCACUCCCGAGCCUACAACUACCACUACCACUCCCGAACCAACGACUACCACUACCACUCCCGAGCCAACAACUACCACUACCACUCCCGAAUCAACGACUACCACUACCACUCCCGAGCCAACAACUACCACUACCACUACCCGAACCAACGACUACCACUACCACUCCCGAGCCAACAACUACCACUACCACUCCCGAGCCAACAACUACCACUACCACUCCCGAACCAACAACUACCACUACCACUCCCGAGCCAACAACUACCACUACCACUCCCGAGCCUACAACUACCACUACCACUCCCGAACCUACAACUACCACUACCACUCCCGAGCCAACAACUACCACUACCACUCCCGAGCCUACAACUACCACUACCACUCCCGAACCUACAACUACCACUACCACUCCCGAGCCAACGACAACUCGUACAACCACUACAAUCGGAUUACCACCUGGUAACCAAAAAUGCAUAGAAGAAUGCAACCCUCUUCCAUGGGCCGACGAUGAUUGUGACAAGUACUGGAUAUGCGAAGGACAAAAUCCUGUCUUAGUGACAUGCUCUGAGGGUCUACAUUUCAAUCCAAACACUCUGACUUGCGACUUUAUUUGCAACGCCGGAUGCGAGAGGAUCGAAAUUCAAUCGACCGUAGAAUCUGGCGGUAUAAGGUUGUAUGUACCGUGGGACAAAACGGAUACACUCAUUUCAGAGCUAAUAAAUAAAAAGAAUUAAUUAUUAUAUAAAUUUAUUGCAUAUGUAACGCAAAUAUAUAAAAUAUUUGUAAUAUAUUAUAAGUAAAUUAUUUGGCAAUUCAAAA
Molecule: messenger RNA, 2841 nt
Organism: Galleria mellonella (greater wax moth)
Lineage: Eukaryota; Metazoa; Arthropoda; Insecta; Lepidoptera; Pyralidae
Product: mucin-2-like
Exons: 7
Coding region: 140-2485 (781 amino acids)
Cellular component (GO): extracellular region
Molecular function (GO): chitin binding
Source: RefSeq, a predicted model, not a curated record